Messenger RNA from Mya arenaria, 1002 nucleotides. RefSeq lists its product as uncharacterized. The transcript has a single exon. Gene Ontology annotation, biological process: negative regulation of translation; oogenesis. Gene Ontology annotation, cellular component: perinuclear region of cytoplasm. The record is from RefSeq and is a predicted model, not a curated record. NCBI's taxonomy places the organism in Eukaryota, Metazoa, Mollusca, Bivalvia, Myida, Myidae. Bases 1 to 714 code for a protein of 237 amino acids. Gene Ontology annotation, molecular function: zinc ion binding; mRNA binding.
AUGGCGUACAACAUGUUUGAGGAUUAUUUAGGGCUACAAGAGGUAGCACAUUGCCUCAAGAACUACCGCCAGUAUCGGUAUGGUACCCAUAACAUUGACAACCACCUGGAAUUGGAAAGCUUGAUGGAUUGUUUACCAGCCAGCUCGAGCAUUGACGAUCGCGAUGAAGACUUGCACCUAGGUCUGGGGACUGGAUCGUUCUACAGCCAAUUCCCGCCGACAGCCUGGAAGAACGCCGACACGCUUGAUGUUGUUAGGUCGGACGCUCACAACGAUUUCCACCGUAACGGCGUGGAACUUGACAUAGACGAAGUGGACAAACUACAAUUGAAGAUCCGGUCAACGCCUUUCAGGUUAACGCCAUCGUAUCGCCCGGCACCGGCGACGGCUACCGACGAAAAUGUGGCGAAUCGUAAGCGCCGACCAGGCAAAGCACGGAAGGGCUCAAGGUCGACUGAAUGCGUGUUUUGUAAAAACAACGGAGAGCGCACGGACAUGUACACAUCACACAGCGUCAAGGACGAAAGUGGGCGGGUAUUGUGCCCAGUUUUAAGGAAGUACACGUGCCCCCUGUGCGGGGUCAAUGGCGACAACGCCCACACGUUGAGGUACUGCCCCAAGAAUAUGGAGACGGCCUGCAACACCCUGGAUCUCAUGCGGACGAGGAGGCUCAGCACUGGCAAGUUGAACCCGAGGGCAAUUCAGAAAGUUUGACUUGGAUCUAGGUGAAAUUUGUUUUUGAUAGUGCUUAAGGAAGAUUGAAGUAAUGUACUUAUUUGUGAACUGACUUUUGUAUAAACAAGACAGUGUUACUCGCAUGAAGAAUGUGCUAUUACGAAAUUUACAGAUGUGCUACUUCCGGACCAAGAACUGAUUACAGUUCGAGUGUUUUAGAUCGGUCAAUGAUAGUGGAUGGUUGUUGUCCAAAGUGAUAGUGCUUAUUUGUUAAACAUUUCAGUAUUACUAGUAUGUAUAAUUACGUUGAUAAUAUAUUUUAUAGCA